Molecule: messenger RNA, 2550 nt
Organism: Capsaspora owczarzaki ATCC 30864
Lineage: Eukaryota; Filasterea; Ministeriida; Capsasporidae
Exons: 1
Coding region: 225-2459 (744 amino acids)
Biological process (GO): transmembrane transport
Cellular component (GO): membrane
Molecular function (GO): transmembrane transporter activity
Source: RefSeq, a predicted model, not a curated record
AUCCACUUUGGUUUCAAUUUCCUAGUUGCAGUGCUCGCUCUCUCUCUCUCUCUCCCUCUUUCUUCGUCUUCUUCUUCGUCUUCCUCCUCCUCUUCGUCUUCGUCUUGACAAGCAAACUAAAUUAAUAACAAGAACAAGGCAGCAAACGAGGAGGAUAACAAAAAAGCAAUAAAAAAAAGAUCAACGACACACAGCAACGGUGCGACGGAAGGUGUGGCUUGUUCAUGUUGGUUUCUUCCAUCCUCGGACAGUACGCCCAGUCCUCCUCGUCCUCGUCCUCCGGCGCCUCGUCCUCGUCCACGAGCACAAGCGACACCAGUCAUCACAUUAGCACCAGCACUACCCACAACCCCGUGUUUGGCAAUCCCGAGUCAAAUCCGCAUCCGCAGAUUGCUGUUUCAGACCAUCCCCACCACCACCAGCAGCAGCAACCGCCAAUGACCGCAGCAGCAGCAGCAGCAGCAGCGUCGAGAUCGUCGCCUGCAGACCGCGAGCGGGUCGUGCACUCGCUGCUGCGUCUGACACGAUGGACGUACUCGCACAGCCGGCCUGCAGACGAGUCCAAGCGGACGCUCGUGCUGCUCUUCCUGCUGUGCGCUGCGUCCGGCAUGAUCUUUGGAUUCACCGUGUCGCUGGGCGGACUGCUCGACCCGAUCAGCGCCGACCUCGACUUUGUCAACUCGACCAGCCACAGCGAGCUGCUCAACUCGGCCACGCUCGUCGGCGGCCUCGCGUUCUCGCCGGUCGCUGGCGUGAUGGGCGACCGGCUCGGGCGCAUCUGGACCACCCUGCUCUGCGGCGUGCUCUCCACGGUCGCCAGCGUCGUCUCGGCCAUCGUCGACGACUUUUGGUUUCUGUGUGCGUGUCGGUUUGUGCUGGGCAUCGGGUCGACCGUGAUCUGCUUCAUUGUGCCCGUGUACGUUGCCGAGUGCGCCCCCGCCAAUUCGCGCGGGCUGCUGAUUGCCGUCUUCCAGCUCUCCAUCAACACGGGGUUUGCCGUGUCGUACGGCAUCCAGCUCAUCCUCAGCUGGCGAUGGGCGCUCGGCGUCGGUGCAGCACCCGGCAUUCUCGUGAUGCUGCUCGUCACGGGAUGGCUGCCGGAGAGUCCUCGCUAUCUGCUCUCCAAGCUCGCCUCGUUCAGCCACCAUCAGCAGCAGCAGCAACGCCGCCGCUCCACCUCUAGCUCCAAGGGUGGCAGAUCGCGCCGACCAUCCAUUUCAGCACCGUCCACCGCGGCGCUCGGGGGCAUUGUUGGCGACGUGCAGCCCGACGAGGCGGCGCCGUUGUUGUUGUCCUCGUCAAACCGGCAUGAUGACCCGCCCGUUGCCAACACCACCACCGCCUUCCUCCACCAUGCAUCGCAAGCUCAGGCAUCGUACUCGUCCAUGGGGCAUUCAGACCGCUUGUCAGAUCCAUCGCAGCAGCACCAAGAAAUUGUUUCCGAGCACCACCACCACACCGUGGGAACGAAAACAGGAACGCGUGUCAAAGUUUCGCAUGAGGGUGCGGCAGCCUCGCGCCCGACACGCACCCACCACACCGACACGAACAGCCGCAGCCAGCGGCACGCGCACGACUCUGCUGCUGCCAGUGAGGGUCUCGCUGUUGCACAAAGCGUUGCCGACGAGGAGGAUGAUCUGUCGGAAGACGAGCACGCAGAUUACGACGACACAUCCGGCUUGCUUGAAUCAUCCAGACACGCCCACGCCUCCACAAAAUCCGCCCGAUCGCAUAGCAUUCAGUCGAUUGGCGCAAUGCCAGACCCAGAGGACCCACAGCGCAAGACCGAUCUUGCCGCAGUCGUCGAAGAAGAAGAUGAGAUUGUCCACUUGACUGCCCGCGAAUUCUUCUCCUUGCUCUCGCUUCGUAGCGUGGUGCUCGGAUUUAUGCUGUGCAUCCUCAACAAUGCCAUUCAAGCGUUGGUGUCCUACGGCCCUCAGAUUUUCAAAGCGGCUGGAUACUCAAACGAGGAUGGCGUGCUGGCCGGCACGAUCUCGGGAGGUAGCUCUGUCAUUCUGUCCCUCAUCAGCAUGCCGGUGAUUCACCACUUCUCGCGACGCUUUCUCGUUGUGAUUACGGCACUUGGUGUGGCGAUCGGCACGUCGGUGAUUGCAGCGGGUUUCCAAUUCCUCGAUCCCGGCAGCAAGCGGCUCGCGCUGCUCAUCACGGGCCAGGCGCUGACGCUUGUGGCUUUCCAGAUUGGCGUUGGACCCCUCUUCUUUAUUGUCGUGCCAGAAAUCUUCCCCCAGAGGAUUCGUGGUGCUGCCACUGGCAUGUUUUCGCUCGUGCUCUCCGGCUGCUCGCUCGCCAUCACCAUCACCUUCCUCACCUCGAUCGACCAGUUCGGCGUUGCCGUUACCUUUUUGUACUAUGGCCUCAUGUUUUUCAUGUCCUUCCUUGGCGUUUGGCGCUUGCUUCCGGAAACCGGCAAUGUCGCAUUGGAGAGUAUCAAAGUCUAAAAGUCUAAAACGAAACGUUGUUGGUUCAUGUUGUGUAUCGCUUGAUAUUAUUUAUUAUUGAAAACCGAAAGCUUUUACCAUGUAGUCGGUU